Molecule: messenger RNA, 4550 nt
Organism: Acanthochromis polyacanthus (spiny chromis)
Lineage: Eukaryota; Metazoa; Chordata; Actinopteri; Pomacentridae
Gene: tmem229b
Product: transmembrane protein 229B
Exons: 3
Coding region: 350-946 (198 amino acids)
Source: RefSeq, a predicted model, not a curated record
GUGUUUAUUAUAUAAUCCAGCCGUCCGUCCUGCGGAUCCGGGCAGACCGGAUGAGAGGACUUCAGCAACUAGUAUCCCGGUAACAGGCAGGCUGGAUGUCUGCACUGAGCCGAGGCGAACAAACGGUUAACCAAAGAUGCAAGAACUGCAGCAGAGACACCGAGGAGGAGGAGGACAAGAAGCCGGGGACAGCACACCAGCAGCGGACGGACACCGACAGAUCCAGGACAGCCUCACUGGGGGAUGUGUUUGAUCCGCCGGCCUGUAAGCUGAGGGAGACGCGGCAGUCUGGAGAUCUGCAUCUUAUUACUAAAGACAUAAAACCUGUGUCAAAGCUAGAGGAGCCAGGAUGGUGACCAUGGAAACCCCAGAGGCUCCUGUUCCCCUGACGGCGUUGUCACGCUGGUACCUCUACGCCAUCCACGGCUACUUCUGUGAGGUGAUGUUCACCGCAGCCUGGGAGUUUGUGGUCAACUGCAACUGGAAGUUCCCCGGUGUGACCAGCGUGUGGGCGCUCUUCAUCUACGGCACCUGCAUCCUCAUCGUGGAGCGGAUGUACCUGAAGCUGCGUGGCCGCUGCCCCGUACUGCUGCGCUGCAUCAUCUACACGCUAUGGACAUACCUGUGGGAGUUCGGCACGGGGCUGCUGCUGCGCCAGUUCAACGCCUGCCCCUGGGACUACUCUGAGUUCCGCUACAACUUCAUGGGACUGAUCACAGCCGAGUACGCGGUGCCCUGGUUCUGCGCUUCCUUCAUCGUGGAGCGCUUGGUCAUCCGCAAAACACUGCGGCUGCGCUUCCACGAGGGUCCCGAGGACGGCUGGUCAAACCACCGGUCGGACGCUGGAGGCGGAGGAGGAUCAGCAGGGACUUUGGGGGGUGGGAGGAGAAGAGAGAGGAGCAGAGGGAUGGGAAAUGAUGCUAAUGGCUACCUUAAAGUGGAAUGAAUCAGGACACAGUCUGAAACCAGCCCAAUCGCUCUGCUACACCUCUUCGACCGUCCUCAGCCACUUUCCCUUUAACAGUAUGGGGGGAGGACAGACAGCUGUGUAGACUGGGCUGGUGUGCAGAGGUGUAAAGAGUAUCAGAACAGCCAGAAAACGAACAACUAAACGGGCCUUCAAAUGCCCAAAUCACUCACUGUGUCCUCUACCGUUAACACAGGGGCGCAGUAACUCCAUGCUGCUGUGUUUGCUGCAUUUCAUAACGCACCCACCCAUUUCCAUGUGGGGUUGACCUUAAGGAGAUCAGGGUCUUAAAUGACCAGGAUUACACUUUCUCAAUCUCUCCUGUCCCACAGGACAAGAACUUGGGAUUUAAAAAAUAACUACUGUUGCAAAGAUUAACAUUAUUCUCCUGUGAAGGAACUAAUUCAAGAACAAGUACAGUAUUUGUCUGUCAAGGGCACAUCAGUCUAUAUGAAAGCAGAGUGCUUGCUGCAUAGAAAUCAUAAUAAAAAAGUAGCUGCAUUAGUGAAAUGUCCUUUUUAAAAUGUACAUAUUGUCCUUUAGUAUUACUCAAAGUACUGUAGUAAUGUAGCUACAAAAGGAGCAUACUGUCCACCCAGAAGCAAUGCGCCGUGCGUCAGCUUACGCCAUCAAGAAUGUUUUCUGCAUUUAGUGAAUACCCACAAUGCCUGGAAAAAAUGCAUGGGAAAAAAUCGUCUUCCAAUAUAAUCGACAUUUUCGUGGAGCUCAUUCAGCAGCCAUGCCGUACGUCUCCUGAAUCAGCCGGAGGUCGAGCCGCUCCGCCACUUAUCAGGGUCGAUCGGUUCUCCUCUUCCAGAAACAGCAUGUCGAAGUGUCCUUGAGCAAGACAUGGAAACCCCAAACUGCUCCCGGUCGAGCAGGUCAUGGCCUUGCAUGGCAGCUUCUCCGCCAUCGUUGUGUGAAUGGAUGUGUGCGUGUGUGUGUGUGCGUGUGUGUGUUUGUGGGCAGGCUAAUGUGACAGCUCUAAAUAUAUCCAGUCCAUUCACCCUAAUAGCAGGGACGCCUUUCUGUUGAUGGUCCUGAUUGUGAGUCAUGACCAUCAUCAUAAAGCACCAAACCUCUUCGUAAUUUCCUUUCUGCAGUUUUUCAAAAAAAGCCUGUUCAUGACUCACCGUCUGCAUGUCCGUUUAGCGUGCUGCGAUGUCGUGUCAGAUAUGCCAAGGUCACAUAAGCCUCGUUUCUGACGUCUCGUUCACUGGAAGUCAGUAGUCAUUCCUGUCAAUUCACACAAUUUAUGGAACAUGUUUUUUUCUUAAGCAAAUGGCGUGUGUGCUUUUUUCUUAUUAUUUUUCCCUUUGGCUGUGAAAGUGUUGCCACACAAUAAAAAAAAGAAGUGUCUAACAGCAGUAGACAUUUAUGAGUGACAGCUGGAUGAACAGUAGCCAAGGCUUGUAGAUCAGGGGUUUUUUUGACUUGAAAAAACACGUUUUACACGAACAAAACGUCACAUUCACGAGGCACAUUUUGUCCACCGGAGCAUAUUUCCAGAAGGUUAUUGACCCUCUCCCUUCACCCUUCUCUUUUGUGUUUGCUUUUGACAAGUAUGUGAAGUGAAGGGGAGGGAAUGUGCAGCAGGUUUUGGUGAUAAUUUAUUGAAGAAUCUGUCACUUUUCAGCUGAAAUGGAAUUUGCUGCUCGUUUUUUUUUUUUCUUUUCUCCUACACUAAUGGUCUGUGAGUUAUAAAUGAUUUGUGUUGCUCGGUGAAUAAUGAUCUCUACGGUGUUACAGUGGGUUUUGUCGUGUGAGACAGCCUGCAGAAGUGACAAGAUAGGAUGCUAAGUGGGGUAAAAUACUCAGAAAUUUCAACAUUUCAGGUAGUGUUAGGUUAACUAUAACUUGACAGCACUCUUGUCUUACAUGGGAACAUCCAGAUAUCCGGUACUCUAAGCUGCUGAUAAACAUUCUGGUGUUGUUUGCAAUUCUAUUCUGGAGGUAGAAAAAUCAAGGACUAUACACUUGCCUCCCUAUGCAUAAAGGAGGGAAUGUUUCCAGCCUGAGUCAGAGGAUGCGGUGCUACUAGUUAGUAUAAAAAAAGCCCGGACACAUCUGUCUCUACAUCGGCUCCAAGGUACCAAGAGGAUUGCUUGAAAUGGAAAUAUGUUUGCUGGAUUCCCCGGGAGGACUGUUUGUGCGGUUGACUCAUGAUAACAUGUUGUGUUGACAAUAGAUGAUCUCUCACAAUUAAUAGAUAAAUGCAAAAAAAAUAAAUGAACCCACAUCUUUUCCCAUUUUUCCAGAAUGACGCCAGACUGAGUAAAUGUGUGACCUUCAUCAGGGCGGUUUGUGUUUCCACCCUAAACAUCUCCCUGCAGGUUCAGAAGGUUGGUCGACAUCACAGAGGAAGUGGCGCCCCCCAGUGGAUGAUUUAAAAAUUCAAAACGUUUUAUUAACCCUCCUGUUGUCCUCAUUUAUGGGCACUAAAGGAUAUCCAAAAAUUCAGCAAAAAAUUCACCAAAUUUCUGGAAAUUUGCAAAACCUCCAGGAAGAAAAGAAAAUUCCAAAAAUUCCUUAAGAAUUUUAUUCUGAAAAAAAAAUCCCCAACUGUGGCAAGAAAAUUCUUCUAAAUAUUUUUUUUUUAAAAUUAGUAGAAAUCUUUUAAAAAAAUCCUCAAAAUAUCUAAAGUGAUUACAUAUAUAUCAGUAAAACUUCUAAUAUUUUCUUUAAGAACAUUUAUAGAAAAAAUCAAUCAACAUCCAGCAAAAUUCGUUGGAUUUUGGUUGAUUUUUUUGUAUGAAUGUUCUUAAGAAACAUUUUUAAAAAGAUGUUCUAAAAUUACCCAAAGUUGUUGAAAAUGUGGGCAUCAGAAGCUUCACUCUGAAUAUAUAUAUACUGAAGGAAUAUAUAUAUAUAUAUAUAUAUAUAUAUAUAUAUAUAUUCAUUCCACAUUUUUAGACUUUAAAACAGGUCAAUUUGACCCGCAGGACAACAUGAGGGUUAAGCUUGGACAAGAAAUAUGAAGUCACACAAACUCAUAAAGCUCAAGAAGAAUGAACAUUUUUGUGUUUUUUUCCUCCUAACAUGUUUCAGUUGAAUUAACACGUAUCUAAUCUAUUUUUUCAUACAUGAACCAACAGGCUUAAAAGCAAUAGAGGCUUCGGACCCCGCAAUGAUUCCAUUUUAAAAAUCCAGAACUGGUAUGCAGCUAAUGUCUUUAUCGAUCCUCCUGCUUUGAUGGAACAAAUCACAAGAACAUGCAAAACUAAGUGUAUUCUCUGCAAUAUGUGAGUGAAGGAGCAUUAGAUGAGUGUGUAUAGCGUGUUGUACAGAGGCACGCUCUCUGGAUGUGUAUGUGCAUGUAUAGUAUGUUAAAGCUGAACUGAUUCUCUGGUAUUUUUACCUUGAGUGUGCAUGUCCAAAACUUUCUCCCCUGCUCCCAAAGUCUGAUUUUAUCCCAAUGAUUAUUAGCCCCCCAGGUACUGUCAUGGUUGUUAAUUUUUUUUUUUAAAAGAUAAAAAUGUACAGGUUUUUAGUGAAAUGACUGUACUGUAUAUCACUCACUUUGAUUAUGUUCAUGUAUGAUUUAUCAAUCUUUGGGAUUAAAUGUAUUUAUUUGAUCAUAAAA